Physcomitrium patens is the source of this 2205-nucleotide messenger RNA. RefSeq names its product ATP synthase subunit beta, mitochondrial. The record is from RefSeq and is a predicted model, not a curated record. Gene Ontology annotation, cellular component: proton-transporting ATP synthase complex. Lineage: Eukaryota; Viridiplantae; Streptophyta; Bryopsida; Funariales; Funariaceae. Gene Ontology annotation, biological process: proton motive force-driven mitochondrial ATP synthesis; proton transmembrane transport. Gene Ontology annotation, molecular function: ATP binding; proton-transporting ATP synthase activity, rotational mechanism; ATP hydrolysis activity.
UCGUUGUCCCUUCGAAGUCGGGUUGGCCCCGUUGUGCAUGGCAGCGACGCAGCGACACAAGAGGGGCCAGGAAAGCUUCUUCUUACCUGUGUGUUCAAGUUUUCGGUGCUGGAGCCCCGAGCGCAAACCCUAGAGGGUGUGCGGGAGAUUUUGCUUGUUGUCGAGUGUGGGUUUUUGGUUUUCUGAGGAGGAGGGGUUUGUAGGGUGAUAGACGGCCAUGUCGGGACGCAAGGCGUUGGCCGCUGCGCUGCGGGCUGGCUCACGCAGGCUCGCGUCUUGUCAGACCCCGAAGGGGUCGAGAUCGGUGUCUUCCAAUGCCCCCAAUGGCAGAGCUGUCGCGAAUGCGGCUGCCAAGGGCCUGUCCCGAUCGUCGUUGUUCCAGGGCGUCAGGGCUGUAACACCUGCGCUAGCGCGCAGCAUGUCCACAGAUAACAAAUCGACGGACUUCACCGGCGCUGGAAGCGUGGGUUCCAUUGCGACAGUGAUCGGAGCCGUGGUGGACGUGAAGUUUGAGAAGGGCUUGCCACCCAUUCUGACCGCCUUGGAGGUGCAGGACCACAACCUGAGGGUUGUAUUGGAAGUGGCGCAGCAUUUGGGAGAGAACACUGUGCGGACGAUUGCUAUGGAAACGACCGAUGGGCUUGUUCGCGGGCAGCGAGUGUUGAACACCGGGUCUCCUAUCAUGGUCCCCGUGGGGCGUGCAACUUUGGGUCGUAUUAUCAAUGUCAUUGGUGAAGCUAUCGACGAGAGAGGCGAUAUCAGCCGAGAGCAUGUUCUUGGAAUUCAUCGUGAGGCCCCUGCCUUCGUGGACCAAGGAACAGAGAUGGAGAUUUUGGAGACUGGAAUCAAGGUCGUUGACCUAUUGGCGCCCUACCAGCGAGGUGGUAAGAUUGGACUGUUCGGCGGUGCAGGAGUGGGGAAGACGGUGCUGAUCAUGGAGCUGAUCAAUAACAUUGCAAAGGCCCACGGAGGAUUUUCAGUGUUCGCUGGAGUAGGAGAGCGCACCCGUGAGGGUAACGAUCUGUACAAGGAGAUGAUUGAGAGUGGUGUGAUCAAGCUGGGUGACAAGCAGAUGGAGAGCAAGUGCGCUCUGGUGUAUGGACAGAUGAACGAGCCCCCUGGUGCCCGUGCCCGAGUGGGUCUGACUGGACUGACUGUGGCAGAGCACUUCCGUGAUGCUGAGGGGCAGGAUGUGUUGUUCUUUAUCGACAACAUUUUCCGUUUCACCCAAGCGAAUUCGGAGGUGUCUGCUCUGUUGGGUCGUAUCCCAUCUGCUGUGGGGUACCAGCCUACUCUGGCGACUGAUCUGGGAGGACUCCAAGAGCGAAUCACGACAACGCAGAAGGGAUCGAUCACCUCGGUUCAGGCUAUUUAUGUGCCCGCCGAUGAUUUGACGGAUCCUGCCCCAGCGACUACUUUUGCCCAUCUGGACGCCACGACUGUGCUGUCUCGUCAAAUUUCUGAGCUGGGUAUUUACCCUGCUGUGGAUCCUUUGGAUUCGACCUCCCGUAUGCUGUCCCCGCGCAUUUUGGGAGAGGAGCAUUACUACUGCGCACGAGAUGUGCAGAAGGUGCUGCAAAACUACAAGAACUUGCAGGAUAUCAUUGCCAUCUUGGGUAUGGACGAGCUGAGCGAAGACGACAAGUUGACUGUGGCACGCGCGAGGAAGAUGCAGCGAUUUUUGAGUCAACCCUUCCACGUGGCCGAGGUAUUCACAGGGUCGCCUGGAAAGUACGUGGACUUGAAAGACAGCGUUGCUGGAUUCCGGGGUGUGUUGGAUGGAAAGUACGACGACUUGCCUGAACAGGCCUUCUACAUGGUUGGCGGCAUUGAGGAGGUUUCACAGAAGGCAGAGAAGCUGGCUAAGGAUAUGGCAUAAGCAAGUAUUUUCGGCAUUCUUUGCCUGUUUACACCCACUUUGCUCAUCCGUUAACUUGCUCAUGUUCGCUUUUCAAACAUCCAAGCAGCGCCCCAGAUGUUGAGUUUUAGAAGCUUUGCUCUGUUCAUCAAGUAAUAGAGUUUGCAACCACUUUACGGCUUCCUUCCCUGAGUAUCUCUGUGAUAUGUCCUCAGGAAUUGGAUGUACAGUAGUGGCGAACUUUGCCCUGAUGCUUCCUUCUGAAGGCUGUUUUUUCUAAUCAAAACGUGGUAGUCAUCAUUGCAUUAAUAAUAUAUGGUGGGUUCCACAUAGUGGAUAAUGGAGCA